AUGAUAAAAUAUUACCACAUUAGGCAAUCAAGUAGCAUGACUGUUAUUCUGAAACAGGAAAUAAAUUAUGAAGUGAGAGGAAAUUGGUUAUUCCUCGAUCCUAUGAACCAGUUGAUUUCAAUUUAUAUAAAUAGGAUAGCUAUUUCAUGCUUCUAUGUUGCCAUAUUUCCAAUCUUCUUAUUUUCCUCACUUUCCAUAAGAAGCACUCCACCAUACCCAAAUACACACAAGAUGCAAAAGACUCAAACCAAACAAGAAAACAAAGAUAACUGUUGUUUAUUACUAGCAGGUGCUGCUGCAGGUGCUGCAGGUGUCGCAGUUGCAGGUGCUGCCUGUGCCGGAGCCGCCUGUGCAUGCAACUGUGUCAUUGCCUAG
Molecule: messenger RNA, 375 nt
Organism: Vanderwaltozyma polyspora DSM 70294
Lineage: Eukaryota; Fungi; Ascomycota; Saccharomycetes; Saccharomycetales; Saccharomycetaceae
Exons: 1
Coding region: 1-375 (124 amino acids)
Source: RefSeq, a predicted model, not a curated record